AUGUUCCUUCAUGCACAUGGUUCAGAAACUGUUCUAACUCACGAUGCUUCUAGUGGUCUACAUUCGAUUGAAGUGCUAACGCGCGAAAGCACAAAGAAACUUGUAAUCGGUCAGGUCGAGGACCAGCAACCUCAAGUGCAUUAUCCAAAGCCUGGUGACUUCUCCAAGGUUCCAUACGCAGAGCCAACAUGGCUGGUCGAGCCGUUUGCUUCGCCGUACUACUCGGACUCUCAUCGUCGGUUAGCUCGCGAGAUGCGUGAGUUUACCGACAAAUACGUUAUGCCAGUGGCUGAAAAGUGCGAAGCAACUGGAGAGCGCCCAGACGUGGAUCUCGUUAAGCGCAUGGGUGCGAAUGGCUUGAAUCCCAUGCGUCUGGGACCAGGCAAACACCUGGCCGGACGGAAACUUUUCGCAGACAUCAAGCCGGAGGAGUUCGACUACUUCCAUGAAAUGAUCAUUACUCAGGAGCUUUCGCGCUGUGGAUGCCGUGGGUUUAUGGACGCUUUGCAAGGUGGUAUGGUGAUCGGUCUUCCGCCGGUUCUGAACUUCGGCUCCGAUGAAAUGAAGAAAGACAUUGUCGAGCCUGUUUUCAGGGGUGAGAAGUUUAUUGCGCUUGCUGUGACGGAGGCAUUCGCUGGAAGCGAUGUCAUGGGUCUGCGAACGUAUGCGCGAAAGACGGAGGAUGGCCAGCACUACAUUGUGAAUGGAACGAAGAAGUGGAUCACCAAUGGCAACUUUGCUGACUACUUCACAACGGCCGUGCGCACAGAUGAAGGCUUCGGUGUGAUUCUGAUUCCUCGUGAGCUCGGUGUCGAGACGCGCCUGAUUCACACUUCCUACUCGCCAACAGCUGGCACGGCUUUUGUCAUGUUCAAUAACAUCAAGGUGCCAGCAAAGAACCUCAUCGGUCAGGAUGGCAUGGGUAUUCCAAUCGUGCUCUCAAACUUCAACCAUGAACGUUGGGUCAUGGUUUGUGGAACCGUGCGCGGCGUUCGUGGCAUAUGUGAAAUCUUGAUGAAAUGGAUCCAUCAGCGCAAGGUGUUCGGUCGUCCGCUCACGUCACAGCCGGUUGUGCGGCAGAAGCUUGCGUUUCUCAUUGCACAGGCCGAAGCUGCGCAAGCGUACCUGGAACAGAUUACGCUCCAAAUGAAUAAGAUGUCGUACAAGCAACAAGCGCGAUUCCUUGCUGGUCCUAUUGCUUUGCUCAAGGCGUGGUCGACCCGUGUGAGCCAUGAGACAGCUGAUAGUGCUGUGCAAAUCAUGGGUGGUCGUGGUCUGACACGUACCGGCAUGGGCAGAAAGAUCGAAAACUACAACCGUGGCUACAAGUACGACGCCGUACUGGGUGGCACAGAAGAGGUGCUUGCUGAUUUGGGUAUCCGCCAGGCAUUCCGAUUCUUCCCCAAAGACCACAAAUUGUAA
Molecule: messenger RNA, 1422 nt
Organism: Malassezia globosa CBS 7966
Lineage: Eukaryota; Fungi; Basidiomycota; Malasseziomycetes; Malasseziales; Malasseziaceae
Exons: 2
Coding region: 1-1422 (473 amino acids)
Biological process (GO): fatty acid beta-oxidation using acyl-CoA dehydrogenase
Cellular component (GO): cytoplasm
Molecular function (GO): acyl-CoA dehydrogenase activity; flavin adenine dinucleotide binding
Source: RefSeq, a predicted model, not a curated record